AUCGCUCCCAAGAAGCAUUUAGACAUGUCUGGACGAGGCAAAGGCGGUAAAGGGCUCGGGAAAGGAGGCGCUAAGCGGCACCGUAAAGUUCUGCGUGAUAACAUCCAGGGUAUCACCAAGCCCGCCAUUCGUCGUCUCGCUCGCCGUGGCGGUGUCAAGCGUAUCUCUGGUCUGAUCUACGAGGAGACUCGUGGUGUGUUGAAGGUGUUUUUGGAGAACGUGAUCCGCGAUGCUGUUACGUACACUGAGCACGCCAAGAGAAAGACCGUCACCGCCAUGGACGUUGUGUACGCUCUGAAACGACAGGGACGCACCCUUUACGGCUUUGGAGGUUAAACGCCUUCAAUCAGGAGAAGAAACGGCAAACCCAACGGCUCUUUUAAGAGCCAC
Molecule: messenger RNA, 390 nt
Organism: Labeo rohita (rohu)
Lineage: Eukaryota; Metazoa; Chordata; Actinopteri; Cypriniformes; Cyprinidae
Product: histone H4
Exons: 1
Coding region: 25-336 (103 amino acids)
Biological process (GO): nucleosome assembly
Cellular component (GO): nucleosome
Molecular function (GO): protein heterodimerization activity; structural constituent of chromatin; DNA binding
Source: RefSeq, a predicted model, not a curated record